ACAAAAUCCUAUAAAGAUUUGAUAUAUGCACAGAAUAAUGGAUAACAAAAGCCUUUUGUUCUUUGCUCUUUUCAUCGUCUUUUGUCUACCUUUCGCUCUAUCUCAAGAAGUUGAUGAUGAACAUGAAUUCUCAUAUGACAUUAACAGUCCAAAUGGCCCGAACCAUUGGGGAGAGAUCCAUCCAGAGUGGAGUAUGUGUAAUAACGGAGACAUGCAGUCGCCAAUUGAUCUAACUCAUAAAAGAGUUCACACGACAUCCAAACUCGGAAGACUUGAUAGAGAUUAUAACCCUGCUAAUGCAACACUUAUUAAUCGGGGCCAUGAUAUGAUGUUGAGAUGGAUUGGAGGAGCCGGACAUAUUCAUAUAAAUGGAACUGAGUUUCAGCUAAAUCAAGCCCAUUGGCACACCCCUACCGAACACACCAUAAACGGCCGAAGAUUUAAUCUCGAGCUACACUUGGUUCAUCAAAGUAUAGACGAAAAGGUUGCAGUGAUUGGAAUUCUAUACAAAAUUGGUCGCCCUGAUUCUUUUUUAGAGAAGAUGGAGCCAUAUUUAAAAGCAGUGUCGUCUACAAGAGAAGUUGAAAAAAGCGUGGGGAUAAUAGACCCACGACAAAUAAAAAUAGGGAGUAGAAAAUAUUAUCGAUAUAUUGGCUCACUUACUACUCCACCAUGCGACCAAAAUGUUACUUGGACUAUUGUUCGAAAGGUGAGAACGGUUUCGCGAGAACAGUUGCGUAUAAUCCGUGAAGCAGUCCAUGAUGAAGCUGAUGCUAACGCAAGACCGCUUCAAGCCUUGAAUAAUCGUUGGUUGAAGCUUUACCGACCAGACGACAAGGAAACGAAUUAGGGUCCCGACCGGAUUGAUUUGCGACUCAUCAUCGACACAUAGUUUAUAUUUUUAAUAUUGAUCAUGAAUUUUUUACUUUUAUAUUUUUCCAUUCUUGAUUGUAUGGUAUACCAGUUGUCACUUGUUAUUAUUUUGUAUAAAAAAUACAUAAAAUAUAAUG
Helianthus annuus (common sunflower) is the source of this 1010-nucleotide messenger RNA. RefSeq names its product alpha carbonic anhydrase 7. The transcript is spliced from 7 exons. Bases 26 to 850 code for a protein of 274 amino acids. Gene Ontology annotation, molecular function: carbonate dehydratase activity; zinc ion binding. Lineage: Eukaryota; Viridiplantae; Streptophyta; Magnoliopsida; Asterales; Asteraceae. The record is from RefSeq and is a predicted model, not a curated record.